AUGCAGUACAGGCUUGCAUCAUUACUGGCCGCUGGCGUCCUUGUCGCCAGCGUCAGUGCUGCCCCCGUUCCCAGCGCCGAUCUCGAUCUCCCGGACAUCAUCGUGAUCGGAAAACCAGACAGCGAAACUACCUGGUCUAAGAGGGAUGAGAAACCCAAGGACAGCUUCGAGAUCAUCGGGAAACCGAAGACAAUCGUAACUUGGGGCAAGAGGGACGAUCAACCGGCCGAUUCGGUGGAAAUUACACCCCCUUCGACGGAAAUAAUUUGGGGCCGUGAUGCUUCUCCCGAGAAACCGAAAGACAGCUUUCAAAUUAUUGGAAAACCGAAAACCGUCGUCACGUGGAACAAGAGGGACGAUCAGCCCGCAGCAGCAGAUGACCAGAUCGAGCUGACGCCCCCUUCCUCCGAAAUUCAUUGGGGAAAAAGGACUGAGCAAGCGCAAACACCUCCAGAUUUCUCGCUGGGCAAGCCUUCCAGCGAAAUUCAUUGGGGGUGA
Messenger RNA from Westerdykella ornata, 498 nucleotides. RefSeq lists its product as uncharacterized. Bases 1 to 498 code for a protein of 165 amino acids. The transcript is spliced from 2 exons. Lineage: Eukaryota; Fungi; Ascomycota; Dothideomycetes; Pleosporales; Sporormiaceae. The record is from RefSeq and is a predicted model, not a curated record.